AUGGCGUCGAGGACAGUCUCCGGCACCUUCAUCGACCGAGACAAAACUAGUGGCAUUCCUCUGAAGCCGUCCGACCACGCUUAUGCUGCCAGGGAGAGAGAUGAUACUUCUGCAAACCCCAGGAUCAGCAGGCCAGUGACAUUGAUUCGACCAGAAUACGAGGUUGUUGUGAUCGGAUCUGGCUAUGGAGGCGGAGUUGCAGCAAGUCGUUUUGCUCGAGCCGGCAAGUCAGUCGCCGUUCUGGAAUUCGGCCUGGAGAAAUGGCCCGGUGAAUAUCCAAGUAGCCUGCUGGAAGCCGCACCCGAAUUGCACGUCUCUGGCAACAUAGGCCAAGACGAGGAGCCAGUCGAAAAUAUAUCUCUGGGAAGACGGACUGGCUUGUACCAUUUGAUCUUAGGAGAGGGCCAGAAUGCUUUCGUUGCCAAUGGACUUGGUGGGACCUCCCUGCUCAAUGCCAAUAUAUUUCUCCGUGCAGAUGAGAGGACUUUGAGCAUGAAUGAGUGGCCAGUCGAGAUACGAAAUCAAAAGGAUUCUCUAGCGGAUUACUACAGCCGUGCAGAGCGGAUGCUACAGCCGUCGCCAUACCCUGAUUCCUACCCUCCUCUAAAGAAGCUCGAGGUUCUGGAGAAGCAAGCAAAAGCACUUGGGUUUGAGAACAACUUCUACCGCGUUCCUCAAACCACGUUCUGGGAAGAGAAGCGCAACAAUGCUGGGGUUGAAAUGAAGGCUUCGACUUCCUCCGGACAGGAUUGCACUGGAGUAAACGAUGGUUCGAAAAACUCAGUGUUGAUGAAUUAUCUGCCUGACGCGUGGAAUUGGGGAGCGGAAAUCUUCUGCGAGUGUGAGGUCAGGCACAUUCAGGUGCAUCCAAGCGGACGAGGCUAUCUAAUAUUUUUCGCAUGGCAUGCAGAUGGAAGGGACAGCUUCAAAGGUGCAUUUCACGACCAACUAAUGUGGGUGUGGGCGAAAGAGUUCUGCUUCCUUGGAGCUGGGGCACUAGGAACCACCGAGAUCUUGCUUCGCUCGCAGGCUCAUGGCUUGAAAGCAUCUCCGCUUGUUGGACAGAAGCUGAGCGGCAAUGGCGAUACGCUCUGCUUUGGCUACAAUACAGACGAAAUUGUAAAUGCCAUCGGCAAGGAGCGAUCUGAUCAGGACAAUCCUUGCGGGCCUACCAUCACCGGAGUCAUCGACAAUAGACAUCCCAAGACUUCGCCAGAGGUACUCGAUGGUUACGUGAUCGAGGAAGGUGCGAUUCCUCAAUCACUUGGAUCUCUCCUACAGCCCAUGCUUGAGCUAAUGCCAGGCAACCGGUAUCUCACCCCGUACAACAGCUGGCGCCAUUUCGCAUCUCGGAUGAGGUCUCGUCUCUUCGGGCCCUAUGCUAUCGGAGGCAGUGUCAACCGCACGCAGACUUAUUUGGUCAUGUCUCAUGAUAGCAAUGAGGGGAUCAUGACACUCUCCGGCGACAAAGCUUACUUGCAAUUCUUGGGUGUUAGCAAUACUAAGCAUGUUGCUUCUCUGGAGGACGUCCUUAGGAAGGCAACCAAUGCCAUUGGCGGCACUUUGAUCAACUCGCCUUUCUACGCAGCUUUCAACCAGCGUGAACAGAUCACAGUCCAUCCAAUCGGAGGCGCCAAGAUGAGUUCUGACGGUACUGGACGAUCGGGUGCGACCAACCACUUAGGCCAGGUCUUCAAAGGUGAAGGCGCGGAGAGUCAUGGUGGUCUUAUAUGCGUCGAUGCAUCUGUGAUACCAACCGCUCUGGGCGUAAAUCCAUUCGCAACUAUUACUGCCCUCGCCGAAAGAUCCUGCUCGUUGCUUUUAAAGGAGUCCAAUCUCGUCGAGGAUGAGAGUUCCAACGGUAAUCUGGACCUUCGUGGAUUCCCUCGGAAAGUUCAUGAGAUGAAUCUCAGCCAAAUUCAAGAGGUAAAAGCGAUCAAAGAUGCGACAAGUCAGCGUGGAAUCCGUUUCACCGAGAUUAUGGAUGGGUACGUCGAUGCUGGAAGUGAAAUCGACGAUUUUGUGGUUGCAUACAAACGAGCAAAGGGUUCCUCGAGCUCAGCUAGUCUGUAUGUCACUAUAGAUGCUUACAGCAUACAGAACCUGGUCGAGCGAGACGAUCACGCUUCAGUAGCGACCGGUACAUUGGCAUGCGCAGCUCUCUCAAAGGACCCACUCAUGAUACAGUAUGGAGACGUCCAAUUCUUCACACAGGACGAGACUGUUUCCGAUGCCGAAAACUUUGCCUACAAGCUCACUCUUCUGAGCACAGAGGGCAAGACCUACUUCUUCUACGGCUACAAGAAGAUGGACUCAUCCAUGACGCUUUCUGUACGGAACACUUGGAAAGCGACAACAACGCUAUACGUGACCAUCACGAAUGACGACGGUUCGAUAGCUGGUAGAGGUAUCAUGACCAUCAGUUGGCGAAACUUUGUGUCCCAGCUGGAGAGCUUCGGGUCGACAGGAGAGCCAACAAGCCUUGCCGACAAGCUAUUUGCACCUCUGAGGUUUGUCAGCUUCUUCGCGCAGAACACGGCCGCCUACUUCUUCAGUCCCUUUCGCAGCCUGCAAAGACCGAUCAACGACACUUCAGGAUUUCUCAAGAAAGCAGCUCCAGCUCGCAGUGUGAUUCUGACCGCGCAAGAUGACGUGCAAAUCUCGAUGAAGGUGUGGAAUCCUCAGGAAGGCAGGACCAAGCACACUAUGCCGCUGCUGUUCGUUCCAGGAGCUGCUGUGAACGAGACAGUCUUCUCACUGCCAACAAUCCCCAUCAACACGAUCGAUUACUUCACCGACCUCGGCUACCGGUGUUACGUCGUCGUUCCACGAUUCGGGAUUUCCAAGACAGCGUAUUUGGGGUAUACAGCUUACGAUGCUCGAUUGGACAUUCAAGCUGCGGUUGAAUAUAUCCGUCAAGAAGAAAGCGGUGUGAAGCCAUACAUCGUCUGCCAUUGUCUUGGAUCCAUCGCCACAGGCAUGGCUUUACUUACUGGUGCAGUAGAUGUGAGAUCUAUACGUGGAAUGACCUCGAGCCAAGUAUUCACCAACCUGAGAUUUGGUAAAGUCAACGCUCUGAAAUCUAGCACUCAGCUACUCACACAACUAUACGAGAGACUUGCCGGCUCCUGGUUCCCAUGCAGCACGACUUCAUCUUCCUCUCGCCUCGUCCAAAACCUCCUCGACCAGAUCCUCCGCCUCUAUCCCGUAGGCAGUGCAGACGAGAUCUGCAAUUCCAGCGUCUGUCAUCGAGGAAGUCUUGUUUUCGGCCGUCUCUGGCAGCACGCCAACCUCAACCGCGCAACUCAUGCUCAUCUGAACAAAUUCCUCGGUGGCAUCCACAUGAACUUCCUCUCCCAUCUCAUGCGCAUGGGCGCCGACUCACCACAUCAUCCACGGAGCAACGAGCCGGAUUUUGUAGACUUGGUCGAGGAUUCUGGGAACUUACAGAGAUUGAAGGGCUUGAGGAUACAGUUCAUCAGUGGGGGAGAGAACGUGGUGUUCUCGCCUUUGAGUACGAGUGAGAGCUAUGACUUGUUGAGGGAUGCUUUUGGUGAGGAUGGAUAUGUGAGAGUCGUGGUUGAUGGGUAUGGGCAUCUUGAUACUUGGAUGGGCAAGGCUAGUUUUAGAGACGUCUAUCCGCGCGUGCAGUGGCACAUUGAGGAGUGCGAAAGGCUUGAUACGAACCUGUGA
This is a messenger RNA of Pseudocercospora fijiensis CIRAD86, 3693 nucleotides long. RefSeq lists its product as uncharacterized. Gene Ontology annotation, molecular function: oxidoreductase activity, acting on CH-OH group of donors; flavin adenine dinucleotide binding. The transcript is spliced from 8 exons. Lineage: Eukaryota; Fungi; Ascomycota; Dothideomycetes; Mycosphaerellales; Mycosphaerellaceae. The record is from RefSeq and is a predicted model, not a curated record. Bases 1 to 3693 code for a protein of 1230 amino acids.